GUGCAGGCAUAGUCGACUGUAGUAGUACCACUUUCCACAGGAUUCAGCAACGCCGCACACCUUGGCUGCCCCAGAAUACGAAGUGCAUGGGGCUAACAAGUCCCGCACCACUUUCUACACUCUACUAUGCGAGACACUUUAUCGUGGCUGGUGCCAGAGUGCAAUGUUCCCGUCAGACCAUUGCGGCUAGCUUUAGACGAGAGAUCUCGAUACAAACCAUAAAAUCAGCCCUAGGUUCAGGCCGCCUCUCAGGCCCGCCUCGAAAAACACAUACCAUUACUGAUACUGGUACCUACGCAGCAGAUUGACUCGACUGCUGGCUGCACAAUACCCAGAGCGAACGUGAGAUGGCGAUAAUCGAGUUGGCCCACAUCAGCUUGAAGAACGGCCAGAAAGCAACUGACUCUCAACUCACGACGAAUCUCAAGGAAGUUAAGCGCGUCAUAGAAGAGUACAGCAAGCUGCAGACGCUUUUCUACGAGCAGAUCGAUGACCCAUCGGUCCUAUUCGUCGUCGGCGGCUGGGAGAGCAAGGAAAGGCACCAGGACGGAUUCACCGGGUCGCCAGAGCAGAACAAGAUUCUAAGUCUAGUCGAGAAUCAAAUGGAUGUUGACUGGAUGCACUACGUAGACGUGGUGCAGGAGCAUCUCCCACUUGUUGCGCCGGUGCUGGUCAUUGUGAAAGCUGUCGUGGGACGGGACAAGCAUAAGUUGAUGUUCGAUCAGUCUUUCGCGGCGGGGACGUCCUCGUUGGGUGGAGCGAGGUAUGGGGCCCUGGCUGCGUGGAACAUCGCGAAAGACGACAAGGAGGAUGUCGUCCGAGUGCACUUUUCAGGCUGGGAUAGUGCAGUGGAGGCGACCGAGGGAAUCGCGAAUACUAUUGAACAUACGAAACGAGGAAGGGCGACGCCCGAGGAGUUGACCUUCUUCUUCACGAAAAGAGUGGAGCUGGAUUGAGUGGUCGACCAUCUGCAGUGAUACUGUCGACGAGAACGCUGUGACAGGGAUUGAUGAGGACAGACUUCGUAUUCAGCUGACCGUGAUAAAAGCCUUGGAUGUGAGUGAUUCGAUGCCUGGCAGUUUGUGGCUGGCAACCUGAAAAUUUCAAUCCGUACUUGGUCACCGUUCUAGAUUCCUGACCAUGCGAUGCC
Molecule: messenger RNA, 1150 nt
Organism: Exophiala viscosa
Lineage: Eukaryota; Fungi; Ascomycota; Eurotiomycetes; Chaetothyriales; Herpotrichiellaceae
Exons: 1
Coding region: 348-956 (202 amino acids)
Source: RefSeq, a predicted model, not a curated record